AAACAACCCUAAGAAUCUACCUGGCAACAUCAAUGCGAUCAUGUAGUUUCAGCUUGCUUAGAAAAAGAUUUGUUGAGAACAAGAUCAUGUUGUUUAUUUAAGUACUUGAAACAACAGGGAAGAUAUUGUAGUUACCAUCAACUAGUAGAUUUUGCAACUACAACUAUUCAUCUUCCAACGGUGAAAAAAGAUAUAGAGACAAAGAUAAGGACAUUGUUCGAGCAAGAUGGCGGAUGCUGAAAAGUUUGAAGCAAGCAAACAGUUCCACUUGGAUUUUUACAAAUCCACUGACGAUGGCUACUCAACAGUGAGCGGAGCGCAAAACAAGGAGGUUGCAAGGUACACAUGUUUAAAAUUAUCGUGAAAUUUGUGUGGCUAAAUGUUCUUAUGCUUUACCGCUGCAGAAGAUUCAUUUUUAGCUCCUUUAGUGUAGAAACAUCGGUUCUCAACAUUCUGCUCUGACAACUGGUGCUGUAGUACAAAACAUCCUUUGUUCCAAUUUUCUACUCUCACACGCACAAAAGAACAGGAUAGCAGAGGAGCGCAAGAAGAAGGCGCAAACUAGGCCUGAAUCUAUAGUGAAUGAUCCAGAUGUUCGAAAAUUGCUCGACAGCUACGAUGAGGCAAAGAAAACUGCCGCAAUGGAUGUAAUCUACUUACUUACCAUCGUUCUUUUUAGAACAGCAUACUAGAAGUAGUAGUAGAGCCAAGGUGGGUCGAAAAAAUCGAUUUUCUGUAGACAAAUUCCGUUGUAGCAAGAAUUAUCUGCUUUACAAGUAUAUUCCGGAUAGUUACAACUACAACUCCUGGUUACCAACAUGUAGUUGCGUUCUCCUAUGAACCAGAUUCUGUCCAAAAAAAGUGGUCCUCAAACAACUCCAGACCAAAUUACAAGAUUGGGUGAAGACAAGGAUGCGACGAGACAAUGUCGCGAACCUCUUCCAAACGCCGAAGAUACGGGAAGAGGAACCGACUACCGCUACCCAAUUUCAACCCGUUGUCGAUGCUGAGCCAGUGGAUCGAACGUAUCUGAAUUCCUUUUUAGUCUAACACACAAAAAAAAGUGUAUCACAAAAAAAAAGUGUAUCACAAAAACAAAGUGUAUGAAGUAGAGACACAACAAAAAAUGCUGAAUUUCACUUCUCGCUUACUAUGAUGAUGUAGCUGGAGAUCAAGGUGAAUAAUAUGCAGCAUGAAAUGAUCGAUGUUGGACGUCACUGACUGUUCUUAAUACAUCCUUGAAAUGAAUUAGUCUUCAAAAUAAACAGGUAUUACUUUAAGCGGGACGACUUCAAGGAUUACAGCGAGGAUCUGAUAAAAUAUAAGCACACGAUGCGCUAAGGAAGAGUCGUCGCACACAAAGACAAGAAAGACUCUUUGAUAUUGAAGCAAUUAUACUGAAGAAUGUCACGACAAAAUAUAACAUGAAACUACAAAAAACAAACGAAGGGCAUCCCCCACGAACAAUCAAGAAUGUGUGAAAACCGUUACGUACCACCUUAACAGGCUCCAGAGGAAGGAGGCGCUCUAUCGGGCUCUCAUCAUCUGUGUUAGGAAAGCAAGCGAAUGACAACACGACGAUUGUAGGGUACUAAACCCCAUAGUGUCCUCUUUAGACAAAUAGAAG
Messenger RNA from Amoebophrya sp. A25, 1627 nucleotides. Lineage: Eukaryota; Dinophyceae; Syndiniales; Amoebophryaceae. The record is from the annotation of a GenBank genome assembly.